This is a messenger RNA of Monomorium pharaonis (pharaoh ant), 2358 nucleotides long. It is a transcript of the gene fzy, whose product is annotated as cell division cycle protein 20 homolog. NCBI's taxonomy places the organism in Eukaryota, Metazoa, Arthropoda, Insecta, Hymenoptera, Formicidae. The record is from RefSeq and is a predicted model, not a curated record. Gene Ontology annotation, cellular component: anaphase-promoting complex. The coding region runs from base 358 to 1935 and encodes 525 amino acids. The transcript is spliced from 7 exons. Gene Ontology annotation, biological process: positive regulation of ubiquitin protein ligase activity; positive regulation of anaphase-promoting complex-dependent catabolic process; anaphase-promoting complex-dependent catabolic process. Gene Ontology annotation, molecular function: protein binding; ubiquitin ligase activator activity; anaphase-promoting complex binding.
AAGUCGACCGGAAGCGCGCCGCGACAUCUGCUCCGACAAUAACAGGAAACGACGACGGUGGCCGUUUAAAAUUUAACGUUCUUUUUAAAUCCUUGCGUCCAUUUAAACGUCCAUGCUGACUCGCUCGCUGACGGCUUUGCUUGGCUUCGCUCUUUGCACGCGCGGUGCUUGGACGGUUGAUUGACAUUGUGUCCCGGCCAUCGACGAGAGCUGAGCUCCGGACGAAGUGCCGGUUGUAGCUCAGCGUGUCUCUCGUUGUGACGACUCGACUACUUUAGUCGCUCGCCUCGAGCGUCGUUCUCUAUUUACUUUAGAACUUUUUCAGCAGCCGCUCGUUCGUUCCAGAGCACGCUCGUUAUGUCGCAUCUGAGAUUUAUGAAGGAGCUCGAUAACCUGACUCGCAUGGACGACGCUAUCAAAGGCGCGGUCCCGCGAUGGCAGAAGAAAUGUAUGGAGGCAUCGAAUUUAAGCUCUAAUCUUAGUUUAAACUCAUCCAAGAAAAUUACCUCCCUUACAAAUGGUAGUAGCCUUUCUGGAAAAACUCCAACGAAAAGAAACGAAAAUUGCAAGACCAAGAAAACCCCCUCUAAAUGUACCAAGAAGUCUCCAAGUCGAGCCACUACUCCUGCCAAGACACCCAGUGGUGACAGAUUUAUUCCAUCAAGAGCCACAACUAACUUUGAAUUGAGUCACUUCAAGAUUAUUCAACAACAAAACGCUGAACAGGAUAGAGACAGAUCUGACAAAACGAGCCCUAUGAAGCGAGAGAUGCAGCGUCUCAUAGGAGAGAAUCUUCACGGUGGCGAUAUAAAUAAUACGCGGGUUCUGUCAUAUCAGAUCAAAGCACCAGCGCCACCGGAGGGAUAUCAGAAUCCUCUUAAGGUUUUAUACAGUCAAGCUAAAACACCAGCCAGCGUCAGAGCUUCCACUAGAUACAUACCGCAAGCCCCCGAUAGAAUACUGGACGCGCCUGAGAUCAUUGACGAUUAUUAUCUAAACUUAGUGGAUUGGUCAAACAAUAAUAUCCUGGCUGUCGCGCUUGGUCCUAACGUUUACCUGUGGAAUGCCGGUACUGGUACUAUAGAACAAUUAUUCGAACUGGAAGCGAACGAUUAUGUGUGUUCCGUCGCGUGGAUUCAGGAAGGCCCGUAUUUAGCAGUGGGCACCACAGUAGGUAAUACUGAGUUGUGGGAUUGCAGCCAAAUGAAGAGAAUGCGCAUAAUGAAUGGACAUGCAGCUAGAGUUGGUUCUCUCGCCUGGAAUUCUCAUGUAUUGUCAAGUGGCUGCAGGUCUGGUAAAAUAGUGCAUCACGACGUCCGGGAACGAGAUCAUUUGAUCUCGACUAUAAACGCACACACUCAAGAGGUGUGUGGCUUGAAAUGGUCCCCCGAUGGACAGUAUCUGGCGAGCGGCGGCAACGACAACAUGCUGCAAAUCUGGUCGUCAAUCGCUGGGCAGAGGCACUCUCAGACGCAAUCUCUUUAUUCGUUCAAUCAGCAUCAAGCUGCCGUAAAAGCGCUUGCUUGGUGCCCUUGGCAAAACAACAUACUUGCGAGCGGUGGCGGUACCGCCGAUCGGACCAUCAGGUUUUGGAAUUGCAACACAGGUGCCUGUUUGAAUACAAUAGAUACAAAAUCUCAGGUUUGCGCUUUGCUAUGGUCUACGAACUACAAAGAAAUCGUUUCUGGACAUGGAUAUGCACAAAAUCAGUUGACAAUCUGGAAAUACCCGAUGAUGACAAAACUUGCAGAACUUACUGGGCACACCAGUCGCGUUUUGCAUUUAGCUAUGUCACCGGACGGAACCACGGUUCUUAGCGCUGGUGCUGAUGAAACGCUAAGGCUUUGGAAGUGCUUUCAACUGGAUCCACAAAAAAAGAAAGAAUCUAACGACGUAAAGUCAGUCGCAUCCAGACUUAAACAAUCGAUUCGAUAAAAUCUAUAUUUAAUGCAUGUUGUUUAGCAAUCAUUUCAGUAUUUAUUUUCCUAACCGGUUGUACGUGAUCGGUAUAUAAUGAUAUAAAUAAAAAUAAUAUUAAUAUGACACAUGGUCGAACAUUGUCGAUCAUUGUAGAAAUAUUGACGUAUCAAAUCGAUUGAUUUAUAUUAUGCAAAACAAAAAAUACAAAAAUAAAUAUUUGAUCGCAAAUAUAGGGGUGCAUUUGGGAUGCGUGUAUAACUGAUGGAACAAGUAGAUAUAAGUAGAUAUAUUAUUGUUAAGCAAUCUAAAGUACAAACAGAUUUGCAUUAAUGCAUUACAUCUCUAAUUUUUACACAAAAAUUUUAUACACGGAAUGAUUAUUCCUAGAGUAAUUGUAAAUGUAUGGAAUAAAUAAAUUUUUUUAUAGUAACUUUAAAA